Molecule: messenger RNA, 1632 nt
Organism: Chilo suppressalis (striped riceborer)
Lineage: Eukaryota; Metazoa; Arthropoda; Insecta; Lepidoptera; Crambidae
Source: the annotation of a GenBank genome assembly
AUGCUAUUCGGCCAAUGGGCCACCAAUAAACUGCGUCCAGGGGGGUGGAGAAGUCGCGGCAGCAGUGUUGGUGACCUUAGAAAUAAGGAGGGUUUAACAACCCAGCAGUUAAAGGACCUGGGGCUGAAAAGGUCGAGAGAAUCGUUGCGAGAUCACUCAGGCACGGAUACGGACGGAGAGACCGGGGAAGGGCGGAAGAAGGCGAAAGCAGGCCUAAGGAAGGCGAAGGCCACUGACUGCGAAGAGGAGGCGGUUCUGAGCACGGAAAGGAAAGGAACGGAUGAGGAUAAUGGUUUCAACAGGUUUAAUAGCACCUUGCAGACGGUGAAGGAUUCGUUGGAGCUGAUUGCUGUGGCCGCUGCUGGGGAACAGAUAAACAUGGACUUCAGAAAGGCCACAAAUAGCGACAAAGUAGUGGUGACGCAAAGCAUCCAGGAAAGGAUAGAAAGCCUUAUGAAAGAAAAUGCUAACCUGAGGAAGGCUAAUGAAAACCUUAUGCAGCAGGUGCAGUCACUAAGGGGCGAGGUGAGGGCAUUCAGUAAGGAACUGUCGACGAAAGGCAGGCCCCCGAAGGCGGCUGACCCAAUUACGGGCCCUAUUAGGGUCGAUGAGUCCGAAGAUAAGGUACUGAAAGAGUUUGCGGAAAACCUCAUGCUGGAGACCACCAGGAUGGUAAGUACCCGCGUGAACUCCCUCCUGAAGUACCUGGUAAGAUCGGAAGGGCUGCGUCCACAGUUAAAUUCGGGCAAGAGGAGGGUGGCUGCUCAAUCAGAGAAGGCAACCUCAGGAAGGACUACACCGGUCCAGGAAAGGGAGAGACCUGAAGAGUGGAAGAUUGUUACCACCGCCAAGAAGAGGAAGAAGAAAAAGGCGGCUAGAAAGAGCAACGACGGAACUGAUGAGGUUAUAGAGGCGGGGCAAGUACUACCGCAUAAUUAUGCGGCGGUGGCUGCAAAAGGUGGGGGAAAAGUGAAGGAGCGGAAAUGUAACUGGAAGUGUCCUGAAUGUAGUUGCAAACAGCCCAAAACAGGGAAUCUAAACACACCGAUUCACCAGGCAACGCGUUCCGAACCAACUGCUGCUGAUAAUAUUGUCACAGAGGUGCCCUCGUCGCAAACUGCUGUUGGUGAGAAAUGCGUAGCUUCGCCACCGGAAUCUUAUAACCUGACGUCUCCGUUGCAAGCCGAUAAUGUCACUAUACGAGCGAGACGCGAGCAGAAAGAUUUUCCACGUCACAAUGAUUUCUUAACAGAAGAAAGGCUGCGUGUCAUUUUAUCUGAUACACUUCACGCUUCAAUACGAGACUUGGUAUCUGUGCAGCUAAAAGUUUUAAACGACCAAGUAAACGAAUUAAAGGACUCUAUGACUUUCUACAAUCAAAAAUACGAGGAGAUGAAGACUAGUUUGGAGGAGAAAAUUCAUGUGAUAGAUGAACUUCAGGGGGAUAAUUGGAAACUGAAGUCUACAUUAGCCGAUGUAUCCAACCGACUCAAUAUGCUAGAACAAAACACGAGGGAGUGUAAUAUUGAAGUAAAUGGGAUCCCUGAGCACAAAACUGAGAACUUGGUCCAGACGAUUGAGCAACUUGCAAAGGUCAUUGCUCCAUUGCUGAAGAAGAUAUACUCCAUGUGA